ACUGUGCAGAGCUGAGUUUUUCAUAUACACUCUCAUGUAUACACACUGUUCCUCCCAGCAGAGAGUUCCCAGGAGUGUUUGACUCAGGUGUUCAGUACAGAUCAGUCUCCAGGAGAAAUCAGAGUGAGUCACAGACUCCAGUGAGGUCCAACCUGCAAGAGAACCACGUACAAGAGGCAUCAGAGCCACCAAUUGUCCAGUCGCAAAAAUGAGUUGCUUUUCCUUCCUAAAAAAAAUGAUGUUCAUCUUUAAUGGCAUAAUAUAUGUAGGUGGCGUUACUGUGCUGGGUGUCGGCAUCUGGGUGAAGGUGGACGGAGGGUCUUUCCUGAAGAUUCUUGUCUCGGCGGCUCCACAGCUCAUGCAGCUGGUGAAUGUGGGUUACCUGUGCAUAGCAGUAGGAGGAUUCCUCAUGGUGAUGGGUUUUCUUGGCUGCUACGGAGCUGUGAAGGAGAGCCGGUGCAUGUUAAUGAUUUUUUUCAUCAUUGUCCUCAUUAUUUUUAUCGUGGAAAUGGUAGGAGCUGUUGUAGUGUUGGCAUUCUCUUCCCUGUCUAAGAUCUUUAUUGACUAUCUUGGGAAUGCGGCUGUGAAAUACCUGCGGAAUGAUUACGGUCAGAACAAUGAACUGACUACAGUAUGGAAUUCAACGAUGAAGGAGAUGAAGUGCUGUGGAUUUAAUGGAUAUAAAGAUUUUAUUAACUCCACCUACUACAGGAAUAAUAAUGAGUUUCCUCCAAUCUGCUGCGCCAAACUGAGGCCCUGUCAGGAGUCCAGCAUCAGCUCCCAGAUAAAGGGUUGCUUAUUAGCCUUUGAGUACUUCCUGGGUCAAAAUGGAAAGAUUGUCGGAGGAGUGGCUCUUGUAAUCUGUGGUCUGGAGUUUGCAGCCAUGAUGGUCGCCCUGAUGCUGUUUAGGCACAUUAAGAAAGAGUAG
This is a messenger RNA of Nanorana parkeri, 928 nucleotides long. Its product is annotated as tetraspanin-1-like. The transcript has 8 exons. NCBI's taxonomy places the organism in Eukaryota, Metazoa, Chordata, Amphibia, Anura, Dicroglossidae. Bases 209 to 928 code for a protein of 239 amino acids. The record is from RefSeq and is a predicted model, not a curated record. Gene Ontology annotation, cellular component: membrane.